CCAAAUCGACUGACAUUGAUACUGGUUACCGCCGAGGAGUAUUAGCCAUUAUCCUUGCCGUCUCAUCUAGAGCUAUUGACAAGGUUCCUCGUGGAAUGCUCCGCCGCCAGGUAUACACUCGUCAUCGCUCCACCCACACGGUUCAGCUAUCAAACACCCAUCAACGCUUAUCGGGUCCCUCGUAUCCGCUAAACCAACUCAACUGCAACUCUUGCAGGAACCGCUUCCAACACAUUUACCGGCAACCGUCUAAUGGAUGGAGCCAGCGCAUAAGGAGUCCGGCCCGGAAUCUUGGCCGCAACCACUCCGCUCCGUCUCCCCUACACCCUCCGAUAUCACAAACGACGACCACGUCACCGGCAUCGACAACAACGUCGCCAACAAUGACACCCCCACAAUGCCUGAUUCCGUGUUAGCGACCUCGUUCAACACCGGCAUUAGCGUCAGCAAUGGCACCGUCCUCCCACAACCAGACAAAACACGCUCUUCUCCGCCGACGACAAGGGACCGCAGCGUGUCUGGAGUAGUUCCGCCCUACUGGACUCAUUAUCGAAAUCCGUCGCGGUCAUCGCAGAUGUCGGUCGAGCAACCAUUGGGGAUUACGUUGGAGGAUCAUACGGAGGAUCCGAAUUCGGAGACGAGUCGGGGGCUGUGGGCGCAGAGCGUUGCUGUUGAAAAUCAUGCGGUUGUACACGGGAAGAACGGAGUUGGGGACUAUGUGGUGUGGCAUUGUAGGAUACAGACACUAGAUGGAGGCCCGAUUGUCAUUCGCAUGAGAUACUCGGAAUUUGAUACUUUACGGCGACAGCUGUUGCUGGCAUUCCCACAUGCAAAGAAUGCGCUCCCCGCUCUACCACCGAAGAGCGUCCUAUUCCGGUUCCGACCGUCAUUCCUUGAAUCUCGCCGUAUCGGAUUAGAAUAUUUCCUCAAUUGCGUCCUUCUAAACCCAGAAUUCUCUGGUUCUCCCAUCGUCAAGGACUUUCUCUUCGGUCGAGUGGGGUAGGUUGAGUAUAUAUUCUAGAGGGUCUCUGUCAUGAUGUUACGUUAUAUUGUCUGUUCUUUUUGUAAUAUUGCAUGGGUGUGAUUGGAGCAAGUGUUUGGGGGAUUCGUUCGCUUUCCGUUGAUAGAUAAUGUUUUACCAUCUGUAAGUAUUUAAUAUGCUACGAGGGAGGAGUUCAAGUUCAAAAUUGCGCAAAAUACAGACAUCAGUUUGAAUUCUCACAUGCCAGACUACUAUUUUUACUUCCCACCAUUUCCGAUCAUUGUAGCAACCUCAGCAUCCCAAUUCUGAUGAUACUCUGUCGCCUUCUGCAUACUCCGCGAAUACUCCUUCCCAGCUAUCAGCCACCACGCAACCUCAAUUACCAAGAAACCCCCAAC
This is a messenger RNA of Aspergillus ruber CBS 135680, 1380 nucleotides long. RefSeq lists its product as uncharacterized. Lineage: Eukaryota; Fungi; Ascomycota; Eurotiomycetes; Eurotiales; Aspergillaceae. The transcript has 5 exons. The coding region runs from base 257 to 1003 and encodes 248 amino acids. Gene Ontology annotation, biological process: retrograde transport, endosome to Golgi. Gene Ontology annotation, molecular function: phosphatidylinositol-3-phosphate binding. The record is from RefSeq and is a predicted model, not a curated record.